AUGCCGUGGCUUCUGAGCAAGGAGCGACGGCAGUCGCCCUCCAGCAGCCCCAGUGGGCAGCCCUGGGCUGCCACCAGCUCCAGCAGCGCCUCCCAGCUCCGGGAGCAGGGGCUGGGCAGGCUGCACCGCGCGGCCGCCCGCGGUGACCUGGGCUGGCUGAGGCGCUGGCGCUGGUACGUCAAGGUAGUCGGCAUCGACAGGCCAGACCAGGAGAUGCGGACACCUCUACAUCUGGCUUCAGCCAAUGGCCAUGCAGAUGUCGUCAGAUAUCUGCUAAGAAAGAACAGCCAGCCCAACCUCGCUGACAACUUCAAGAGAACAGCCCUGAUGAAGGCAGUCCAGCGGGAGCAGGAAGAAUGUGUUGCUGUUCUGCUGGAACACGGUGCCGACCCCAAUCUGGCAGACGCUGACGGCAACACUGCCCUUCACCUGGCUGUCCUCUCUAAAAACACAGCUGUAGCAGGGCUGUUACUGGAGCAUCAUGCCAACAGUGAUGCUCAGAACCAGUGGGGAUUUACCCCCUUGAAACUUGCAGCCUUGCAACAGCACGAGGAGAUUCUGGAGUGCCUUGUGAACAAAGCAGCUGACAGGCCUGCUCAAGCCCAGGGGGAAAGGUGA
This is a messenger RNA of Pseudopipra pipra, 618 nucleotides long. RefSeq names its product ankyrin repeat domain-containing protein 7-like. Gene Ontology annotation, molecular function: protein binding. The transcript has 4 exons. The coding region runs from base 1 to 618 and encodes 205 amino acids. Lineage: Eukaryota; Metazoa; Chordata; Aves; Passeriformes; Pipridae. The record is from RefSeq and is a predicted model, not a curated record.